AUGUCUAUGUUGGGUACUUCAUUAGUGGUGGUUUAUCCUCUGGUAGCACAAACCAAACUUGUUCCUCCUAAUGCACAAAUAUCCUCAUCUUUUUCAUGGGAGAGUCUUAUUAUCCCCUCUUCAGGACGUCAUUCUGUGCCAACUGAGGCGGAAGGUGAUCGUGACCCAACAAAGGACUCUAAUUCCAUUACCAAGCUAGUUCGAAGGCAAACUGCUGUGAAGAAGAGGAAAGCCACAACUGAGCCAUCUGCUGAUAAGGCUAGAGGAGAUCUGGAAGCCUUGGACGAGGGAUCAUGUCUGGCUAAGGUUACAAUCCUUCCACCUGAUCUAUGGAUUUUUGAGGAUUUGGAUGAUAAUUCUAUGGCUCAUAGUUCUAUUCAUCUAAUGGUGGUGGGCUUGCAACGAGUGCUUGAUUUGGGAGCCCGAGCUAUUAAUAGGGGCAAGGAGGUAAAGAAGACCCUUCUGUCAAAGUCUUUGGCAGUGGAGAAGUGUGGGAAUAAGGAGCUCGAUCAAAAGCUAAAGGUAGCUGAACAAUCUAAGAAGGCAGCUUGUGAUGUGGCUACUCUGGUGAAGGAGCUCAAUUCUUCCAUCCAAGCUUUAUUCAAAGAAGUUGAGGACAAGGCUUAUGAUGAGGGCUUUGAGAAAGAUGAGAAGGUGAUGAAGGAGCAGGUUCCCGUGAUUGAAGGGUUCUUUUUUAAGAAAGUAUGGGAUGCUGCCUUGGUGGAGACUAAGGUCCCUACUGAUUCUAAGUUCUUCUCUAAGCAUGUUGUGACCAUCCUUUCCUCUUUCGGUGCGUCCCUUCCUCCUGCCGAUCCUCUUGUCGAGCCUUCUAUGAUGAAUGUCGCUAUUGUCGAUUCUCCUAUCACUGGUCUCAUUGAUUCAUCUGUUGUUAACCUUGUUGAUAUCCUUCUACUAUUUUUGACCUUGCUACAAGUUCUUACAAAAAAACUUAGUUACUUAUUUUCUCAGUUGUAA
This is a messenger RNA of Ilex paraguariensis (yerba mate), 975 nucleotides long. The record is from the annotation of a GenBank genome assembly. Lineage: Eukaryota; Viridiplantae; Streptophyta; Magnoliopsida; Aquifoliales; Aquifoliaceae.